Molecule: messenger RNA, 1246 nt
Organism: Maniola jurtina (meadow brown)
Lineage: Eukaryota; Metazoa; Arthropoda; Insecta; Lepidoptera; Nymphalidae
Gene: Echs1
Product: probable enoyl-CoA hydratase, mitochondrial
Exons: 6
Coding region: 139-1029 (296 amino acids)
Biological process (GO): fatty acid beta-oxidation
Cellular component (GO): mitochondrion
Molecular function (GO): enoyl-CoA hydratase activity
Source: RefSeq, a predicted model, not a curated record
AAUUGUGACUUUUCUUAUCGUGUCGUUAUCAACAAAGUGAUAUCAAAGUUCAAUUUUUUAUGAAUUUUACUUUAGUUUUAUCAGUUCAAGUCAAUUUAACUUUGGUAGCAUAUUGUUAGUGUUCCAGAGGAUAUUAAAAUGGCUUCAGUCGCUGCAGUGACCCGUGCAUUAUUAGGAAAAAGUGUUUUGAAUACCGGGAGAGUUGCAACUGCGAAUACCGGUUUCAUAAAGUUUUACAGUACCGCACCUCAGUAUGAGAACAUCAAGGUAGACGUAGUAGGCAGCAAGAAGAAUGUAGGCCUUAUCCAGCUGAACAGGCCUAAGGCCCUGAACGCACUGUGCGGUGCAUUGUUUAAGGAACUUGGUAAAGCAGUGGAGGAAUUUGACACUGAUGAAAAGAUUGCUGCCAUUAUUAUCACAGGUAACGAGAAGGCCUUCGCCGCGGGCGCCGAUAUCAAGGAGAUGCAGGGCAACACGUACAGUGGUAACACACGGCAGGGCUUCCUGAAGGACUGGGAGGCCGUCUCCAACUGUGGGAAACCUGUCAUAGCUGCUGUGAACGGAUUUGCGCUUGGAGGAGGCUGCGAGCUGGCUAUGAUGUGUGACAUAAUAUAUGCUGGGGAAAAGGCCAAGUUUGGUCAACCCGAGAUCAACAUCGGCACUAUCCCCGGUGCAGGCGGCACCCAACGCCUGCCCAGAUACGUCGGCAAGUCCAAGGCUAUGGAGAUCGUGCUCACCGGGACCUUCAUUGACGCGAUCGAGGCGGAGAGGAUGGGUCUAGUAAGCCGCGUGUUUCCCGUCGAGAAGCUUCUAGAAGAGACCAUCAAGUUGGCAGAAAGAAUUGGAACACACUCCCCCCUCAUUGUGAAGAUGGCUAAACAGUCUGUGAACCAGGCGUAUGAAACUACCCUCAAGUCUGGUUUGCAGUUUGAAAAGUCUAUCUUCUAUGGAACUUUUGCGACGGAGGACCAGAAAGAGGGAAUGACUGCAUUUAUUGAGAAGAGAGCACCUAACUUCAAGAAUAAUUAAGAUUUCCUAGCGACUCUGCUAUUCAGAAAUGAAUUAAAUAUUGUAUAAGCGCCAACCACUUUGCUACAAACAUCAUAAUUUACAAUCAAGGAACUUUUUGUAGAAAUCUAUGAGGAAUUUAAGGGAAAAUGCAAUAUUGCUCUUUGUAAAAAAAACCGUUACUGAUUAUGUAUUUAUUUACUGUUUUAUAUAAAAAAAAUAUGUUAUUUUUAUAAAA